Messenger RNA from Paramacrobiotus metropolitanus, 980 nucleotides. RefSeq lists its product as uncharacterized. Lineage: Eukaryota; Metazoa; Tardigrada; Eutardigrada; Parachela; Macrobiotidae. Gene Ontology annotation, cellular component: extracellular region. The record is from RefSeq and is a predicted model, not a curated record. Gene Ontology annotation, biological process: defense response. The coding region runs from base 66 to 980 and encodes 304 amino acids. The transcript has 2 exons.
GUUUUAUUUUCACACAGCGAAAUAUUGUACAGUAAUAAGCAAGUUGACCAUAUUCACUUUGCAUAAUGUACGGAAAAUCGAAGCAGUGCUUUUAUUACGCAUCCAUUUUGGUUGCCUACUUGAGUUUAUCCGCAGCCGCAGAGGGAAGAGGAAUUGAGCUGGUGAAUCGCUGCCGAGAAACCAUUUGGAUCGGAUCCCAAGGCAAACCCGUUCCCUUUGGAGGCGGCUUCGAACUAGGUGCCGGCCAAACCAGCGUCCAAAAUAUUGCCGGAAACACAGUUGCAGGUCGCAUUUGGGCGCGCACCGGCUGUCGCUGGACCGGCGGACGCUUCGUAUGUGAAACCGGAGACUGUGGCGGUUUUAAUUGUGGAGAAAGAGGCGGCCUUCCACCUGCUACGCUAGCUGAAUUCACCUUUCAAGAGGGCGGAAAUAAGAACGAUUUCUACGAUCUCAGCAACGUCGACGGCUACAACAUUGGUUUGAAAAUGGAGCCGAUUGGCCGCAGUGUUGAUGCUCAAGACCCAUUCAAAUGCGGCGCUCCAUCCUGCACAAUGGACAUGUCGGCCUGCCCGGAAGAGCUGAAGAUGACCAAAGGUGGAUUCACCGUAUGCGCGUCCAUCUGUGCGGCUAUCAAUAACGGUGAGCAGCGCGCAAAGUUCCGCGUAUUGAGCGAUAUUUACGCAAAUCCGGAAACGCGCGCACUGGUAUGCUGCGCUUGCUGGUGUCCUCAAAGCGUGAUCGGAGCGUGCAACUGUGCCAAUCCCAGUAGCAAGUACUGCUGCUCGCCCUAUAACAAGCCGUCACCUUUGGAAAAUGGAGGAAAAUGCCGAGUGGAAGAGUGGCCGCGGGCGAGCAAUGGCAAGGAAUACCACCGCGUCUUCAAGGAUGUGUGUCCGCAAGCGUACAGCUGGCAGUUCGAUGACCACAAGAGCACAUAUCAGUGCGCCCAACCGGAUUACCGCAUUAUCUUUUGUCCGUAA